Bathycoccus prasinos is the source of this 1995-nucleotide messenger RNA. RefSeq lists its product with no specific name. The transcript has a single exon. NCBI's taxonomy places the organism in Eukaryota, Viridiplantae, Chlorophyta, Mamiellophyceae, Mamiellales, Bathycoccaceae. Bases 1 to 1995 code for a protein of 664 amino acids. The record is from RefSeq and is a predicted model, not a curated record.
AUGUCGUCGCGAGUAUAUCCCGAAGAAGAAGGAGAAAAAGAAGAAGAAACGACGACGACGUCGGAGUUGUUGAGCGAUUAUUUCGGUCACUACGUGGUCGCGUCGAAGAAAAAAAACAGCGGACGAAACCCAACAACAAAAGGACGAGUCUCCUCCUCCUCGACGAAAACGUCGUCUCAAAAAAAUCUUCUCGGACGCAAAGAAAUAUUCGCGGCGCAUAAAGAGGAUAAGGCGAAAGACGUGUUCAUUUGCGAAGGAGAGCAGACGAGGAAUCGAGGGUCGUACACGUUUUAUAGCUCGAAGAACUUACCGAAAGCGUUCGCGAGUGUUGGAGGGACGUUGCGCGCGGCGACGAGAGACGAGUUGAAAGCGUGGCUGGAAAAGAUGAACUUGGAAGGCGCGGUUGUUGAAAACGACAAAGAUGAGACGCGAGCCGUUUAUAUGCACGAAAACGGUGGCGAAGAUCAUAAACGAUUAGAAAAUGCUCGCAUGGUGAACCCAAGGGCGAAAACGGGCAUUCCCCCUCAAGGGAUAGCGUCAAAUUUGGCAUAUUCAUCCGCGGUGCAUACGGUAAAAGAAUCUCACGAGAGAAAGAUGACGGAGAAGCGUCUGAAACAGCGACAAGAGGAAGAAAGAGAAGCAGAAGAGGAUGCCGAAAGGCAAAUAGGACACAAGAUGCGAAAAAAACCAAAGACGGAACCAAAAUUCGUUUCCAUCAAAUACCCUUCUCCGACGACAAAGAAGCUGCGACGAGGAAGCAAAGAUGCCGAGAAUGAAGAUUUUUUUGGGCAUCGCGAAGAUCCGUUCUUGCGCACGAUUGCCGGUGACGAGAGCGACGACGACGGCGACGACGACAACAACGACGGCGACGACGAGAAUAACGAUACAAACAACAACGACAACAACAACAGUAUCAAAGUUGUUCAAUUUAAAACAGGAGAAGCAGGAGGUGACCUUCGUCAUACAUCGGAUGUUGACAACGGCGGUGGCGCGUUCGACGAGAAAUUUUCUUACGACUCUGAUAUCAUGAACAGCCUUGCAAAUUUCGAUGAACAAGAGCUUAACGACUUGGAUUGCGGAGAAUUAUCGUUAUCACAUCGUCGAUUUUCCUCCUACGAAGAGAUUAACGCGCCCUCCAUUGCGUCAAAGAAAGAUAUGGAGGAAAAUCCGUUCCACAAACGAUCCGGUUUCUAUCUUCGUUCGCGGGUAUUGAAUGAGAGAGGUAUUUUUGCAAUCAUCAAGGAAAGAAAAGAGAACUCGAACGGUCAUUACAAUUAUAACGUUUCAGAUGAAUUGCGUGGAUUGUGCGAGCCGUCGUGGAACCCUCCGUCGUUUAAAAACGCCGCGGACGCGAAGGCGUGGUUGGACGAAGUUCUCAAAAAAACCCCGCUCACCAAGAAAGAGCGCAAAGAUCUCGAGGAAGCUUCGGAGCAAGACGUGAACGCGCGCAUGGCUCCUGACCCCGUGAUGAAAACGUACAAAAACGGAGACGAAAAAAACAUCCGUAAAACGAUGUCUAGAAACGACACCAACGCCGCCACCACCACGACCAACAGAACUCACGCUGGAAAGAAAAAUGGAAAAAUUUGCGGUGGAGUUGCUGAAAAUCAAAGGCAAAAUUUGCAAGCCUCGUUCACGUGGACGAUGCAAAGAGCAGACGCGUCUACGGUCGAAGCACUUCGCGACAUCGCUCGAGGUAUCGUCACCCGUCUCAGUUCGAACACGUUACCUCCGGAACGCGCUGUUUCUGCACUGGACGCUUUAAAAGAUGUCGAUAUGAGUCUCGAACUGUUAGAGCUCUCUCCCAUCGCAUCCGCCGUAAGCGCUAUUGCCGAAGACGAUUGUAGCAUGACCAAUGAGGCGAGACAAACAGCGAAAGAGUUGUUACAAAGUUGGAAAGAAGCAGCUCAACGAGGUGUGAAAGCGAUCGAGAGCAGAAUCCAAGCGAGCGAGCAAUACUUGAUGAGAUCCGGGAUCAAGAGAUCAUCCGAAUGA